AUGGCGUUCGUGCUGAACGCGCUCGGGUCGGCGUGCGACCGUCGGGCUACAGGGAGCCCCGCGGAGAGCUCCCUGAGCCUGGCGAGCACGGGCGUCCCGAGCGAUCCCGAGCGUGAUAUUCAGCACCGGGACGGGGCCAUCAUAAGCGGCAAGGUCGAGCUGUCUUCGUACGUGGCCCCGGCCAGCCUCGAGAUGCCCCCCCGGCAGGACGCCAAGGUGGUGGACGCCCGCGACGCGGACACCCCCGACAAUUGGGUGAUGAGGCACGAGAACAUGGUCAGGCUCACUGGGCGCCAUCCCUUCAACUCGGAGCCGCCCAUGAAGGACCUCCAGGAGGCCGGCUGGAUCACACCCCCGUCCCUGCACGUCGUCCGCAACCACGGCGCCGUGCCCAAGCUCUCGUGGGAGAGCCACAGGCUCGUGAUCGAGGGCGUGCCGCGGCCCUGCGAGCUGACCAUGGAGGAGCUGGCCUCUGGCAAGGUGGGCGAGAUUGUUAGCAUCCCCGUCAGCUUCAUUUGCGCCGGGAACCGCCGCAAGGAGCAGAACAUGACGAAGAAGACAAUCGGCUUCAGCUGGGGCUCCGGGGCGAUAGCCAACAGCAUCUGGACCGGCGUGCGCCUCUGCGACCUUCUGGCGUACGUCGGGAUCCGCAAGGCCUCCGCAAAGCACCGCUUCGUGCACUUCGAGGGGCCGCUCGGGGAGCUCCCGCAAGGGAAGACGGGCUCCUACGGCACCUCCAUCGACAUGGGCUGGGCCAUGGACCGCGAGCGCGACGUCUUGCUGGCCUUCAAGCAGAAUGGCGAGCUGCUCACGCCAGACCACGGCGCCCCGCUGCGCACGCUGCUGCCAGGGUGCAUCGGCGGGCGCAUGAUCAAGUGGCUCUGCAAGAUGUGGGUGUCGGACCAGCCCUCGGAGAACCACUACCACUUCUUCGACAACCGGGUGCUGCCGCCGCACGUGGACGCGGAGCUGGCCACGGCCGAGGGAUGGUGGUACAAGAACGAGUACAUCAUCAACCACUUCAACAUCAACUCCGCCAUGUUCGAGCCCAGGCACAACGCCGUGUUCCACCCGAGCGAGGACCCGACCCUGAGGGUGUCGGGCUACGCGUACGCCGGCGGCGGGUUGAAGGUGAUCCGCGCGGAGAUCUCGCUGGACCAGGGCAAGAGCUGGGAGAUUACCGACCUCACUCGCCCCGAGGACGAGAUCGCCGCGUCCCGCGGCACGGACAAGCACUGGUGCUGGGGGCUCUGGGAGACCGAGGUGGAUUCCGGGCGCCUGCGCGACUGCCACGAGAUCGCCUGCCGCGCUGUGGACUGCAACCAGAACAUGCAGCCGGCGAACCUGACCUGGAACGUCAUGGGCAUGUGCAACAACUGCCUGUUCCGCAUCCGGGUGCACCACCGUGACGAUGGAAGCGUGUGGUUCGAGCACCCGACGCAGCCUGGCGCGGAGACCGGCGGCUGGAUGACGGAGGACGCAGGCAGGUUCGACCCCGCCAAGGAGAGCAGGGCUGCCCGCGGCGCGCGCGGCGUGCCGCCGAAGCGGCCUGUUGCCGCCGUCUUCACCGCCCCGCAGGCCCGCGAGGUUAAGGUGGCGAAGAAGGAGGACGUGCCCGGCAGGCUCGUGAAAGACAGGUGGGCGAGCAUCGACGCGUGGAUGAAGGAUGGCGUGCCCCAGUCCGAGGUGGAGAAGCACAACAACGACAAGUGCGCUCUGAUCGUGGUCAAGGACCGCGUCUACGACUGCACCCCGAAUACAUACCCCGAGGACCACCCAGGUGGCGCGUCCAGCAUCCUGCUGCUGGCAGGCGGCGAGGCCACCGAGGACUUCGAGGCGGUGCACUCCAAGAAGGCGUGGGCGAUGCUCGAGGACUACUUCAUCGGCAAGCUGCGGGCGGGCGGGAGCGCCGGCCCGAAGGAGGAGCCGAAAGCGGAGCUGAAGUUAGACCCCAGCCAGCCCUUCCUGCACCCGCGCAAGGCGCAGAAGCUCCCACUGGUGGAGAAGAUCGUAGUCUCUCACGACACACGCAUCUUCCGUUUCGGCCUCCCGCACCCGCAGAUGAGGCUGGGCCUUCCCACCGGAUGUCACAUGUUCCUUCGGGCGAAGAUCAACGACGAGACGGUUAUGCGGCCGUACAGCCCUAUGACCGACGACGAGACCCUGGGCCACGUGGACCUGCUCGUCAAGGUCUACUUCAAGGGCGUUCACCCGAAGUUCCCGGACGGGGGCAAGAUGUCCCAGCACUUGGAGUCCAUGCAGAUCGGCGACUCAAUCGACGUGAAGGGCCCGCUAGGAGAGUUCAUCUACAAGGGGCCCGGCUCUUUCACGUGGAUGCACGCGCCGCGCCAGUGCCAGUUCAUCAACAUGAUCGCCGGCGGGACGGGCCUCACGCCCUGCAACCAGGUGGCACAGGCUGUCCUGCGCAACGCCGAGGACCCGACGCAGGUGCGGCUCCUGUACGCGAACCAGUCCCCCGCCGACAUCCUGAUGCGCAGGGAGCUGGACGACCUCGCCGCGAGGCACCCGGGCCGCUUCCGGGUCUGGUACACGGUGGACCGCGCGCCCGAGGGCGAAGAGUGGAAGUACGACGUCGGCUUCAUCAGCGAGGCGAUGAUCAGGGAUCACCUCUUCCCGGCCGGCGAGGGCACCAUCACCGUCAUGUGCGGCCCGCCGCCGAUGGUGAAUUUCGCGUGCAAGCCAAACCUCAAGAAGCUGGGCCAUGAGGAUCCCUCCCUGAUGGUGUUCUGA
This is a messenger RNA of Prorocentrum cordatum, 2751 nucleotides long. NCBI's taxonomy places the organism in Eukaryota, Dinophyceae, Prorocentrales, Prorocentraceae. The record is from the annotation of a GenBank genome assembly.